AUGGGCCUCGAGAAGGGCUUGCCAUCGAGGCAAGAGCAAAGGGCAUAUCGACCCACGGCACGUGCUUUCCUCAUUGUUUUUUCCUUCCUCUGUUCCUACUUUGUGGUCAACCACCUCGUCCUUAACCAUCUACAUCGGGGGGCUCCGAAACAUCAUGUCUGCCAUGAAAGCCCCCGGCCGCCGAUCCGCAGGUACCAGGGCGAAAAGAUCGAAUGGGUUGCCUGCGGCAAUGUCGAGGACCACGAGCUGGAAUGCAGCAAUAUCACGGUCCCAAUGGACCACUUCAACGCCUCCAAUAACGCCCCCGACAACAAGUCCUUCACCAUUCCCCUUCUAAGACUCCGAAGUACCAACGCCACGGCCAAAACCAAUAUCCUCAUCAACCCCGGAGGGCCCGGGGGAAGCGGUACCCAGCUGGUUUAUCGCAGGGGCUCACAGCUCUCCGCAAUAGUCGGCGACACUUUCCAUUUGGUGGGGUUUGACCCGCGGGGUAUCAACCAGUCGAGGCCGUUGGCCGCUUGCUACCCGACCGAGGAAGCCCGGCGGGCCAUGUCGACGGUACGCAACAAAAAGAUUGCUGAAGACAGUGGUGAGCUUUGGGCUUGGACCACCAACCUUGUUCGGGGGUGUGCCGACACCAUGUCCCUGCACGGCGCGUACAUCAACACGCCUCAAACUGCUGCUGAUAUGAACUCGAUCCUUGAUGCCCUCGGUCAGGACGACAUGUACUACUGGGGGUUCAGCUACGGCACGAUCCUGGGGCAAACGUACGCGACUUUAUUUCCGGACCGGGCGAAGCGGGUGAUUAUCGACGGUGUGGGGAACCAAUUUGACUGGUACGAGGAGCGCUUCGACCGGGAGAUGAUGAUGGACACGGAUGCCGUCCUCAAAGGCUUCGUCGAGGAGUGCAUCAAGGCCGGGAAGGAGGACUGCCCGCUGGCGGACAUGGCCGAGACGAAGGAGGAUCUGUUCGUGGACCUGGUGGGCAAGAUUAACAGGCUGCAGUACGACCCCAUCGGGGUGUACGUCAACAGCAGCAUGCACGGGGUGCUCGACUUUUGGACCGUGUGGUACAACGGCGUGUUCCCGUCGCUGUACAAGCCGGCCACCUGGCGGGAUCUCGCGAGGAAUCUGGAUCUGCUGCUCCGCGGCAAUGCUACCGAAGCCUUCCUCGCGUACGGUUUGGAGAGGGCCUGGGAGGACACGUCGGACGAGGCCCUCGAGUUUGUCGCGAACAAUGACGGCGUGUCUGGUCCCAACAAUUGGGGCUUCGACCGCUUCGACCUGGUCCAUGAGCUCGUGGGCUUCUUCAACAAGUCACUGUUUGACGAGGAGUUGUUUGAAUUCUACUUCUCCAAGGCAGCCUGGGCAAUCCCACGUACUCACAAGUACAAACCCAAGCGCGGCGUCAAGACGGCCCACCCGCUGCUUCUGCUCUCGACGACGUACGACCCUGUCUGUCCGCUGGUGUCUGCAUUGGGGGCCAACAAUGCCUUUGAGGGCUCCCGGCUUGUUGAGGUGAAGGGAUACGGUCACUGCUCGCUGGCUGUGCCGUCCAUGUGCAUCGCACGCCAUGUUCGGGAUUUCUUGCUCGAGGGUAAACUGCCGGAAAACAACGUGCAGUGUGAGGCAGACGGCAAGCCCUACUUCGCCAAACCCGAGGAGAGUCUCGCGUUGCUCGAGGCACAGGAGCUAAAUAAUGAAGAACGGCGGAUACGCCUAGCACAGUUAGAUCUGGCGAGAGAUUCAUGGCUGGGACCGUGGAGAUAA
This is a messenger RNA of Canariomyces notabilis, 1770 nucleotides long. RefSeq names its product alpha/beta-hydrolase. The record is from RefSeq and is a predicted model, not a curated record. The transcript has a single exon. NCBI's taxonomy places the organism in Eukaryota, Fungi, Ascomycota, Sordariomycetes, Sordariales, Chaetomiaceae. The coding region runs from base 1 to 1770 and encodes 589 amino acids.